GGAAAAGACAGUAUCUUGUUGAAACGUCUACGCUGGAUCUCAAGUUGGRUCUGGAGAUGCACAACAUAAUGGUGUUUGAUGAUGAUGAAGAGUUCCUGGGUCGCCCGUGCAUUAUGGAUGAAGAGGAGUACAUGGAGGAUGAGGGAGUGGUAAGAGCAGCCAGAAUCGUUGACUCAGAUCAGGGGGAAGUAGAAUCAACAGACGAGUGGCUGUGGCUACAACAGGAACUGAAGAAGACCUUGGAGGAUGAAAUUCCAGAAAAUAGCUUUUAAAUUCUACAACCAUCUAAAAAGAAGCGAUUCCUACACAUUCCAUCACAAAGCC
Molecule: messenger RNA, 324 nt
Organism: Salvelinus sp. IW2-2015
Lineage: Eukaryota; Metazoa; Chordata; Actinopteri; Salmoniformes; Salmonidae
Source: RefSeq, a predicted model, not a curated record